Cicer arietinum (chickpea) is the source of this 336-nucleotide messenger RNA. Lineage: Eukaryota; Viridiplantae; Streptophyta; Magnoliopsida; Fabales; Fabaceae. The record is from RefSeq and is a predicted model, not a curated record.
AUGGCGUGCACUAUGUUUACUGGUGGAACAAAUCGGAUUAUAAUUAAAGAUACAACUAAUAAUGAGAGUUUUCUUGUCGCGUUAGACCAACUGCUUUUGCAUGAGCUUAGUGUCUCGAGGAGUACUAUAAAGUACAAUAGGAGCGACAAGCACAACAGGAACAACAAUGAUUACAAUAACAACAAAGACCGCAACAACAAUAAUAGGCACAACAAGAAGAGCAAACACAACAACAUUAGACACAACAUAAUGCUCAAUCAGAGCAAAUGGAUCAACCUCUACAGACUAAUGGAUAUCAUGACGGUCUUAUUGACACAUAUGUCCUUAGGACAUUAG